AUAAUAUGAAAAAUUUUACAAAUUACAAAUUACAUAUCUUAUUCGGCCGUACGCCUUACGGUAUGCCGAGGAUUCAAACAUCGAUUUCCAAUGCGAAAAUAACGUUUGUUGCAAUCGCUUACUGUCCCUUUAUACAGGUACGAUUACAAGAAUCGAUAAAAACCUUUAUUAUUGCGACAUUUGAAGGAAACAUUUCGAUUGCAGUACGAAUAGCAAAUCACACUCGCCUGUCACACGGCGUACUGUUCCAGUACGAAUUACCACUUCGAUAAUUUAUUGUGAAUAGCUUUUCAUUAGUCCUUCCAUUCUGCCUUCAUGAUCUGAGCAAUAGUGGGAAAUUUAAGAACACUGAUGGCAACUUCAAUUUCUAAUGUAUCCGAUGGAGAGAGAAGAUGGGUAGUUGUGGGUAUUUGUCUAUCCAAGGUUCUUGCACCUGCCUUAAGAAACGUUCUUGCAACUGAAUUGCAGAAGUGGUAUAAUCAGUUGUGUCAGCCACCUGAUGAAAUUGACAAGCAAGUUUAUCCUAGAGAGAAGAAAAACCUACCACCUUCAAAACUUGCGUUACAAUACAAGAACAUCAACAACAAUCAUGUUCACAAAUCGCCCAGUCGCUACGACUAUAAAGUUAACGACGCUUUGUCUUUGGCAAAGUUGUUUGUGAAACCAUUUAUGGCAAUGUUUACUGGUUUUGAUGAUACAAUGGAUAUGUCUGCAAUUCUGGCUGUGAUGUGUGAAGCAAAACCAUUCACCCUGUCUGGUGCAGCAGCUGAUGCAAAGAAGAUAAGGUCUGAUAUACGAAACAAGUGGGCUCAUUGUAACUUCUCUGAUUGGACCAAAGCCAUGUUCAAUGCUGCAAUUCACGACAUGGAGAGUUUGUUAAAAAAGAUGAAUAUGUCAGUCGCUGAUGAAAAAAGCUUGUGCGAUGAUCUAAAAAACUGGCAGCACAAAGGCUUGGCGUUGUGUUUUGGACAGUCUGUUGAUUCUGAACUUUUAAAAUUGGUUACAAAUGAAGUUUGUGAACUUCGUGGUUCUGUUAAAACAUGGAAGUUUGAAAGUGAUACGCAGAUUGAUGAGUUGUCCGACAAUCUUGGGAAAAUAUAUUCUAGCAUGAAUGAAGAGUUACGAGAGCUGACCAGGAGAAUUGAAAGAUGCGAGAAGUUGGAAUCAGAAAACUCAAAAAUGCUUAGCCUACUUGACAACAAGUUUAGCAAAGAACUCUCGCAAUUUUCCAGCAAACAAGAUGAAGAGAUUCCUUACGUUUUUGAUGCUCCCAAUAGAAACAAGUAUUUCUCUGGUCGAACUGAAGAGCUUGAAGAUCUUCAACGUAUUCUAAAGCAACACGAUACUGAGCUGGCAAAAAAAGCUUGUGUAGCUGCAGUCUGUGGUAUGGGAGGCAUUGGAAAAACAAGUCUUGUAACUGAGUAUGCUCACCAAAUGAAGAAUUAUUACCAAGGUGGUGUGUAUUGGUUCUCAGCAGAAGAUGAAAUGUUCUUUGAGCAGUCGGUGAAUAACACUGCUUUGAAACUUGGUGCUUCACUUGGGAAUUUCGAGUUGACGUUGACAAAUACACUUAUAAGGAUUAGCAAGACAAAUAAACCAUGUUUAAUCGUCUUGGAUUGCCUGGAUCAACUGAAUAUCUCCCGCAAUGUACUAAAAUUCCUUUCCAUCGUGUGUAGACAUAGUGCCUCAGCAGCUGUUGUUUUGAUGACCAGGAGAAACAAAAGUGUGCUGGUUGAAGAAGUUUCAAGUCUACACGAAGAUCGCUGUUUUACUCUGAAAUGUCCGAAUGUCGAUGAAUCAAAGCAGUUCUUAUUUCUUAGGACUGGGUUGACUAAUGACCAAAACGCAAACAGUAUCGCUGAAAGUCUCGUUGAGGAGCUUGGAAGACUACCAUUAGCUCUAGAACAAGCAGGUGCUUGUAUCAAAGCGCUCAGUUGCAGUUUGUUCGAGUACCACGAGCAGUACAAGACAGAACGCUUAAAGUUGUUAGAAAUACAAAAAGCCAAGCCAGCAUCAUUCUAUGAAUCAUCGGAACGCCUGGCUAUUCACACGACCUGGUUGUUAAAUAUCAAGCACAUCAGAGAAAGCUCUAAUGGGGCUCAUGCGAUCCGACUUAUGAAUGCCUUCGCAUUUUUUAAUGCAAAUGAGAUCGAGCCAGAGUUGGUGAACAUCGGUGAGCGCCCGAUUGAAGACAAAGAAUUUCAUGAUUGUAUGAACUCGCCUCUCGGUUGUCGUCAAGUUGUUAAACUGUUGACUGAUUUCUCACUUUUCACAUACGUCAAUACGCGCUCUAUCACUGUCCAUCGCUUAGUGCAGGAAUUAGUCAGAGAAAAUCUUGAUCCUAGCGAGAUGAAAGUUGGGAGUUUUGUUGAUGCUGUUCAAUUGCUCUCUUAUGCCUUCUUAAAAUGCUCAUCUCCAAAAAAUCUUUCAAGCAAUGCUGCUCCUGAAGAACGCCUGAAAACUAAUUUUUCUAACAACCCUUGUCAUUAUUACUUGUGGUCUAAACUUUGUUUUCACGGCUUUCAUCUUCAACAGCAUACAGAAAAAUUGCUUCAAAAUCUUGAUCUCAAAUGUUUAAAAUUCCUCUUUGUUCUCGAAACAAGCAAAAUUUUUUAUGAAUGUGCUAUCCACCUGAGUGCUAACAUGAGACAGGAAGAAGCAAAACGUUUUCUUAAUUUUUCUUAUCGAAUACUAGAUUGGAUUCCUUCUUCCGAGUAUGACAUGUUGCAGACGGGUUUAUCGGAUAGUUCUUUAUUCCCUCUUGAUAUUCCUUUACAAAAGUGGGUUCAAAUAUCGAUAAGAAAAAGUUGCGCACCCUACAUGAUUUCCCCUGAACCUCUUGAUGAAAAGCCUGAUAUGGUAAAUAAGGUUUCAGGAUCUAUUCAGUUGAAGGAUAACGUUGAAAAGCUUAGGUUGCAGGGAAAUGAGAGUUUUAAAGACGGUCAAUUUCAACGAGCAGUCGAUGCUUAUUCUUCUGCCAUUGACAUCAGCAGAGGAACAAAUUACUUUAACCCAUUAAUGCUUACUAACCGUGCUUCGGCUUACAUUAAGCUCAACAAGCUUGAUAAUGCCUUGAAGGAUGCUAAUGAAUACAUUGCUCGAUUUCCUGAUUGCUGGAAGGGUUAUGCUAGAAAGGCGUUAGCUCUUACUGAGAAAGUCAGCGCUGAAAUAGCAGCUGCUAUCGCCUAUUAUAAUUUUUACCUAAAAAAUGGUAGAUGUUUAUUUUCAGAAUAUCAGCCAUUCAGAAACGUUUUCUCUGACUUAAAGCAACGUAUUUACAUUUGUAAUACUGUAUCACAGUUGUUGGACGCAUUGUCCGAUACUUGCCGCUCUCAGCAAAUUAUAAUCCUUGCAUCGAAAGAGUAUUUAAUUACAUCUCCAGGGAUAGUCGUACAUGUUGUGAAAAACUGUAUCAUUGUUGGUGCAAAUCCUUCUGUUACCGUGAAACUAGAGAAGAAUGCUUCGUGGAACAUUUUAGGAAAAUGUAUGCUAACUAAUCUUUCGUUAAUUUUUGCUUUUAGAAAAAGUCAACUCUUCACUUUUUCUGGUUCUUGGACGAAAAUAGUCAAUUGCCAUUUUUCGUCCAAAAGUGAUUUAUCACCUGCUGUCGGAAGUAGGGGUGCAUUUCAUGCAGAGCUGUGUAAGUUCACUAACUGUAACGCUUGUGGGUUGCUUUGCGUGGGACCAGGCAAUAUGGUAGUUGAUAACUGCACAUUUUCAAAUAAUGGGAAAGCUGGAUUAGAAGUGCGUGAAAAUGGUAUGUUGAUAGUGAGAAAUAGUCGUAUGUAUCACAACAGUCUACAUGGAUUGCUAAUAGGACCUAACGCGGCAAAGUGUGGAGCAUUUAACUGUCAAAUUUAUCGCAAUGCUUACGAAGGUAUUGCAGUCCUGGAUGCUUCCAAGUGCGUCACUCUCGUAAGAAAUCAAGUUUUUGAAAACGACAGCGGUGGUGUAUUUGUAAGAAACUCGGACGUUGAUAUGAGAGAGAACAAGUUCUUUGAUAACGAAUCUUGGGGUAUUUGGUCGCAAACUAAUUCUUGGUGCCACCUGUCUAUGAAUGAGAUCUUCCGUAACAAACGUGGUGGAGUUCGUGUUGGAAAGAGGCUAAGUGGAAAAGAAUUUCCUUGUUCUGUAGUUAAAUUGAACAAAGUGUAUAAUAACCUUGGCCCUGGUAUUGUUGACACUAUUAAUGACUUAGACAGCCGUCUUGAUGGAAGCGAUACAGACGUAUCUAAAACGCACGACGCUUACAAAUCUGCAAAAUAUGAUGAGAAUGUGGAAUAUAAUAACGAAGAAAGAAUUAUUUCCAACAAACCAAAAUUGUCUCCAUUAUGGUGUUCUGGGUGCUUCGGAAAAUGCGAAAGUUUGAAACUCUGCGGGAAGUGUUUCACUGCAGGUUAUUGCAAUGCGGAUUGCCAAAAAUGUCACUGGUCAAAACACAAAAAAUUGUGCCCAGUUUUAAGAGAGAAAUCUAGCUUCUUGAUCACUUCUAUGAAGAGAUUUGGUUUUGACGGGUUUGUUAAUGUUCAUGCGAAAGAUCUUGCAGAAGUUGGUCCAAACUCUAGUCCUCCUCCACCACGAGAUGGUAAAAGAUUCAUUGUUAAAUUACAAACAAAUUGUGAUGCCGUGGUAUUUGGUGAACGGCACAUGCUUGUGAUUUAUGACCGCAGUCUUCAUUUGCACGAAAGCAUUCAAACUGAAUUCAUUGACCGUCAUGUGAAUGAGUUUGGCGUCCUUUGCGAAAGAAAAUAUCGAGAGAAAAAACUGUUUCUUCACUGCUUAUUCGAAAAGAAUGGAAAGCCUCGGUUGUUUAUCAAUCAAUUUGCCGACUUUCAGAUUUGGUAAGAAAUAAUGUGACUGUGCAAACAUUAUUCGUGAAUGGGCUCCAUUUCAAAAUGAACAAUUAUUCGCUGUAGUCGUGAUAAAUAUGGGUGAUAUAAAAAUCUCGUGAUUUAAUAUAACUAUUUUAGCAAAAUUACGUAAUUUUGCUAUCGAUGUUUUAUGCGAAAUAACUAACGUUAAAACAAAAUUAAACAACGGUAAAAAGUUGGGGGUUUUCGCAUAGCUAAUUUUAAGAAUUUUUUAUCACUGCACAUAUCAUCACAAUAGCGUAGUGGAGAGAGGGGACAUGAUAAAAAUGGUCCUAAAUGGAAAUUGGUGAUUUGAAGAUGGGGAAAUUGUAUGGGGUCUGCAGGACCUCAUGCAGAAAAUUUUCUGUAUUUUUGAGUCCCUAUGACUUCAUUUCCAGCAUUUUGGGGGACAAUUACUUAUGAAUCCACCUUGGCAGAGUGAGGUCUGUU
Messenger RNA from Dendronephthya gigantea, 5300 nucleotides. RefSeq lists its product as uncharacterized. The record is from RefSeq and is a predicted model, not a curated record. Gene Ontology annotation, cellular component: membrane; TRC complex. Lineage: Eukaryota; Metazoa; Cnidaria; Anthozoa; Malacalcyonacea; Nephtheidae. Gene Ontology annotation, molecular function: protein binding; ADP binding; molecular adaptor activity. The coding region runs from base 352 to 4845 and encodes 1497 amino acids. The transcript has 4 exons. Gene Ontology annotation, biological process: post-translational protein targeting to endoplasmic reticulum membrane.